Messenger RNA from Chinchilla lanigera (long-tailed chinchilla), 2600 nucleotides. It is a transcript of the gene Moxd1, whose product is annotated as monooxygenase, DBH-like 1. The record is from RefSeq and is a predicted model, not a curated record. The transcript is spliced from 11 exons. Gene Ontology annotation, molecular function: copper ion binding; dopamine beta-monooxygenase activity. Bases 89 to 1597 code for a protein of 502 amino acids. Gene Ontology annotation, cellular component: secretory granule membrane. Gene Ontology annotation, biological process: norepinephrine biosynthetic process; octopamine biosynthetic process; dopamine catabolic process. NCBI's taxonomy places the organism in Eukaryota, Metazoa, Chordata, Mammalia, Rodentia, Chinchillidae.
UUUUCCGCAUUUUCCAUAGGACUAUUUUACAAAUGCAAACAAAGAGUUGAAGAAAGACACCCAGCAAGAUUACCACCUGGAAUAUGCCAUGGAAAAUGAUACACACACAGUAAUUGAGUUUACCAGAGAACUGCAUACAUGCGACAUAAAUGACAAGAGCAUAACGGAUAGCACGGUGCGAGUGAUCUGGGCCUAUCACCAUGAGGAUGUGGGAGACACCGGUCCCAAGUACCACGACUCCAACCGGGGCACGAAGAGUCUGCGGUUACUCAAUCCUGAGAAAACCAGUGUGUUGCCGACAGCCUUGCCAUAUUUUGACCUGGUAAAUCAGGACGUCCCCAUCCCAAACAAAGGUACGACGUACUGGUGCCAAAUGUUUAAGAUUCCUGUGUUCCAGGAAAAGCAUCAUGUAAUAAAGGUUGAGCCAGUGAUACACAGAGGCCACGAGAGCCUGGUCCACCACAUCCUGCUCUAUCAGUGCAGCAGCAACUUUAACGACAGUGUCCUGGACUACGGCCACGAGUGCUACCACCCAAACAUGCCUGAUGCCUUCCUCACCUGUGAGACUGUGAUCUUCGCCUGGGCCAUUGGUGGCGAGGGUUUUUCCUACCCACCUCAUGUUGGAUUAUCCCUUGGCACUCCGUUAGAUCCUCAUUAUGUGCUUCUAGAAGUCCAUUAUGAUAAUCCGACACAUAAGAAGGGCUUGAUAGAUAGUUCUGGGCUAAGGCUAUACCAUACCACGGAUUUAAGGAAGUACGAUGCUGGGGUGAUUGAGGCUGGCCUUUGGGUGAGCCUCUUCCAUACCAUCCCCCCAGGGAUGCCGGAGUUCCGCUCUGAGGGUCACUGCACCCUGGAAUGCCUACAGGAGGCUCUGGAAGCUGAGAAGCCAAGCGGAAUCCACGUGUUUGCAGUUCUUCUCCACGCUCACCUCGCUGGCAGAGGCGUCAGGCUGCGGCAUUUUCGCAAAGGGAAGGAAAUGAAAUUACUUGCUUAUGAUGACAGUUUUGACUUCAAUUUCCAAGAGUUUCAGUAUCUAAAGGAAGAACAAACAAUCUUGCCAGGAGACAACCUCAUUACUGAAUGCCGCUACAAUACAAAGGAUAGAGUUGGCAUGACAUGGGGAGGACUAAGCACCAGGAAUGAAAUGUGUCUCUCCUACCUGCUUUACUACCCAAGAAUUAAUCUCACCAGAUGUGCAAGCAUUCCCGACAUCAUGGAGCAACUUCAGUUCAUCGGUGUGAAGGAGAUCUACAGACCAGUCACGACAUGGCCUUUCAUUAUCAAAAGCCCCAAGCAGUAUAAAAACCUUUCUUUCAUGGAUGCAAUGAAUAAGUUUAAAUGGACUAAAAAGGAAGGGCUGUCCUUCAACAAGCUGGUCCUGAGCCUGCCCGUGAACGUGAGGUGUUCCAAGACAGACAAUGCGGAGUGGUCGAUCCAGGGAAUGACGGCCUCACCCCCCGACGUAGAAAGGCCAUACAGAGCCGACCCUCUGGUGUGCAGAGCGUCCUCCUCCUCCGCCCCGCACGGAAGCCUGUCUCUCGCGCUGCUCCUGUGCGUUCUCCUGCUCAGCGGCGCGCUGAGCACCCAGUGCUUGUGAUCACAGUACUGCUGUACUUGGUGACCGCAUUUCCUGUGGUCUGAGUCUGCCGUUUCAAGCACAGAUCAGAGACGGUCCCCUUGCGGCGUGAAGAGCGCGGAGACUUAGUUUUGUACCCUGCUUCCCUCCCCGCCCCCGUUCCCUCUCUACCCGAGAGACACCACCUCUGCUCUUGUCGGUGAGCAGCCCUGACUUUGGUGUUUUUAAAGAUACCCACUCUGGCUUAUCCGAGUCUGUUCGUGACCCCAGACCAUCCACACCCGUCAUGAAGUACGCUUACCCCUCUUGUGCUCAGUACUGGGAGGUUAAGUUUCUUUCUGAAAUUCUGUCACUGUCUACAAGGAAAGAGGUUAUGAGCAAUGCAGAAAUGGUAGUCCUCAGUUGGAGACAGAAGAAAGUAUAACUGGCUGUGCGCUCCACGCCUGGGAUUCCACGCCUGGGAUUCCACGCUGUGAGAUUCCACCCGUGAGAUGCCACCCGUGAGAUUCCACACCUCGGAUUCCACGCCUGGGAUUCCACGCCAGUGCAGAGUGAGAGAGCCCGGCCAGGAAGCAGGAAGUGCGUGCCGCUCCUCACCAGCCGCACUGGGUUUGCACACGUGCUGCAAACUUGCCCGUUUGAGUCAUCGUUCUCAUUGCAGAUUUAUUUUUAUAUUAGUUCAUAAACUAACUUUGAAUGUAAGAUCACCACCCAUGGAAACUUCUGUCACCCCUUUGGUUCUCUUAGUAGAAUUCAGCCAUGGCUUGCUUUAUGUCCUAUCUUCAUUUUUUAAGCUAAAUCCAUUUGGAUCAUAUUAGUAAACUAAACAAAAUGAAAUUUUUGUGUAGCAUCUUAUGCACUCUAGAGAAGCAAGCAGUUCCAUCGAUGUGGUCAAUGAAAUCGAUCGAGAAUUUACAUUUUUCUAUUCUACUUGUAAGCCCUUUCUGUCCCAAAACAAUGUCUUCAACAUAAACUAUAUUGUCUUUUAAUAAAUGUUAUGUUUUGGAAUGUUUCCUUCUUGAUA